Paramecium pentaurelia is the source of this 536-nucleotide messenger RNA. NCBI's taxonomy places the organism in Eukaryota, Ciliophora, Oligohymenophorea, Peniculida, Parameciidae. The record is from the annotation of a GenBank genome assembly.
AUGAAGGCUAAUCGAUUUAUUAUCCAUAAUCCUACUAUUGAAUCUUAUUAAUUAGAAGAGUAUUACAAUCAUUUCAAAAGAAUGGAAGAUAUUGAUAAAGAAAAAAUGAAUAUUUAUAAAAAUAUAGAGUCCAAUAAGUCAGCAUCUAAUUACAGAUUUCUGAUGUUACAAUAAACAUCCAAAUUUAAUAAACAACAAUAAUAAAAUGCUCAAGAUCAUCUACAAAAAGUAUUGUUAACAAUAUUUUACAUAAGUUAUUGGAUAAUAAAAUAGAAAGAAUCAAAGUGAGGGAUAAUCCAUAUGUAAAUUAAACUAGAUUAAGAGGUAUAUCUUAAGUUGAUCUAAAAAGUCCAAAUAUUAGUUUUAAUAGUUCUUUAGAGAAUCUCAACUUAAUGAAAAAGCUUUAAUCUCUUAAACCCAACAUAUCUAAGAAAGAUUUGGAUUCCCAUUAUGAAAAAUAAAGGGAAUAUGGAAAUAGAUUAAGAAAACUACCAAAACUUCCAGAUUCAGAUAAAAAAUAUCACUAUUUUUUUUGA